GCCAACUUUUUAAGGGAAAAUAUAGCUGUUUCUGGCUGGUAGGCGUCUUACUUUGUUAUUGUGGGCACUUUACUUAUUUAAAAUGACCAAGAAGAUAUUAAUGAUAUGCUUGGGCAAUAUCUGCCGUUCGCCCAUUGCCGAGGUUGUUAUGGUUGAUGUCUUGGCCAAGGUAAAGGUCGAUGGUGUUGUUGUUGAUAGCGCAGCCCUGGGCUCAUGGCAUGUGGGGAAUCGAGCUGAUCACCGAGCUCUGAGCACCCUCCAGCACCACGGACUAAAGAGCACGCAUAUUGUACGGCAGAUAAAAAAGCAGGACUUUAAUGAGUUCGACUACAUUUUCGGUAUGGACGAGGAAAAUAUGAGUGAACUGCGGCGACUGGCGCCAAAAGGCUCCAAGGCGGAGCUGUUAAUGCUGGGCGACUUCGGUCUGAGCAAGGAUAAUCGUAUUAUCGAGGAUCCUUACUAUCAAAAGGGCGCCGAGGGAUUUGAGACAGCUUAUCAGCAGUGCGUUGCGGCUUGCACGGCAUUUGUUAAUCAGCGACUGCUAAAAUAAGUGAAUAGGUAAAUGGCAAUCGAUCUAUGUAGUUAAUUGAUAACAACAACAAAAAUAAACAGUAAUUAAAAUGAGCACGACAA
Molecule: messenger RNA, 633 nt
Organism: Drosophila innubila
Lineage: Eukaryota; Metazoa; Arthropoda; Insecta; Diptera; Drosophilidae
Product: low molecular weight phosphotyrosine protein phosphatase 1-like
Exons: 3
Coding region: 83-550 (155 amino acids)
Biological process (GO): protein dephosphorylation
Cellular component (GO): cytoplasm
Molecular function (GO): acid phosphatase activity; non-membrane spanning protein tyrosine phosphatase activity
Source: RefSeq, a predicted model, not a curated record